Chinchilla lanigera (long-tailed chinchilla) is the source of this 9050-nucleotide messenger RNA. RefSeq names its product ST6 beta-galactosamide alpha-2,6-sialyltranferase 2 (gene St6gal2). Gene Ontology annotation, molecular function: sialyltransferase activity. The record is from RefSeq and is a predicted model, not a curated record. Lineage: Eukaryota; Metazoa; Chordata; Mammalia; Rodentia; Chinchillidae.
UUAUUUUUUAUUAAUUCCAAUCAUUUAUUUCAUUUAUUUUGAAGCACUGAUUAGGAACCUCCCAUGCCACCCCCCUUGUGUUGCUAGGGAUAGAAGAUGUGGUCCUUCCCUCAGGAAGGGGCCAGUGUGCUGAAUUUUAAAUAGCUGGUUGCCCUGGGACCCGAGCUUUAGACGUGUGCCUUUGCUGAGUGAGGUCACGUGGGUCUGUCGGCCCCAGCAGAGCCCUCCGGCCUCAGUGGAUCAGGCUACAUCCUCACACUUAUCGGGAGUCAGCACCCAGGGCCCUGCUGGCCAUGGGACCAGCCUGCCCAGGACAGAGACUCCACACAGCCUGCUCCCGGGACCCCGUGCUCAGCUGACCUUGUUCUGGACGCUGGCUUAAGAGCGGGCCAGAAUGAGAUGCAAAGAGGGGCUGGACUCCGCCUUCCACACACAGCAGGCUGGACACUUCCUCCCACAUAAAAAAUGAAGGGAAGGGGCGUUUGUACGAGGUUGGCAGGAGGCAGAAUUCCAGCUGGGGGAGGGUUCUUCUUCCUGCAGACUGAGCGUCUCAGAUCUGUGACAAGAGCUAAUUUUAGAAAAAUGAUGCUUCAAAGAAAAUGACUCCCGUGGCCUAUUAUGAUACACGAGUGCCUCGCUAGAACUAACACAAACAUUUUUAUCAUUUCAACAUUAAAAUAUCAAGACUGAGGAUUAUGCAGGCAGCGUGCACACGCGUGCACGCACACAUAUACACACACACAGAAAAAACCCACAGGAGUUUCUCAGGCUCUCAGGAAACCUGGUUGGCUGGUGCUCGCGGCACGCACAUCCAUCAAAGUGUAUUUAAAAGGAAAGUCUCUAUUCAGGAAAACCGGUGGUGAAGCUCGUGGACUGCGGGCGUGAGGGGCACAUCAUGAAGGGGCACGGCCCAGACUGACCUCGCUUCGCCCGUGGAGGGAAGGAGACCCGGCCGCAGUAAACCUCGCUGCGCUGUGCUGUGUGGCAGCAGCAGCGCUCGCAUUUCAUAAUUGCGUCUGACAACUGGUGAUAAAUUGUGCCCUCUGCGAAGUGUGGUUUCCUUCAGAACUGAAGAGAAUUUCAGCACCCCGUGGCCUGAGGAGAAGACGAGGAAUGCGGCCCCUUCCUUGGCUGGGGCCUCCGUGUCAAGCUCGGGGCACACUGCCUGCCGCAGCAGAGCCCUCCGAGUGCGUGCCCUCCAGCGCACGGCGGGGUGAUUUUGCCUGCAGAAAUAGAAGCAUCCUGGAUACUGGGCGACAGGGACAAGACGCGGCAGAAGAGCUGGGGAAGGAACGGUAGCGGCAGCAGACAGCAUGCGAAGGGCAUCGGCGCCUUCCCGCUGCCAGGCCAGAACUUUAGAAUUGAAAGCCCAGUGCGUCUGGCGUGUGGAUCGUCUCGCCCAACCUCUUCCCAGGGGAGCAAUGGCACAAACUCGACAGCCUGGAUCACUUCAACAACUAUCCCAGACACGCUAGGAGUCUGGUCAGGGAGCACUUCCCAUGGGCGCCUGGGGACAGGUGAUUUGCCUGUCGGGCCUCUACCACCCCCGGUGCCAUUUAUAUCACAGCAGCCGGGGGCAGCAAGUGUGGCGGGUGACUUUGCUUGAGUCAUAUCGUCAUACCUCUAACGGACUGUAUUAGGGAAAGGAUGCUUUCUGUUGCCAGGCCACCCCUUCCUUCCUGUAGAUGGUGUGGGCCUUCCCGGAAGAGGACAGGUAUGCCGGGCUCCAGCACUGGGCAGGUCCCCGCCUCUCUGUCCUGGAUUUGCUGCAGAUCUGCUGGUGCUGGAGACCCAUGCCCUCUGGAGGAGUUUCUGGAGUGUUCUGCUAGCACAGGAUGUGCGGCUGCCUGGACAUGAAUCCGUGUGGCGAAAUGUUCCCUGGCUCGUGAGAGGAAGGCUGCAGCUCUAGAAGCCCCAGCAGAGGCUUCCGGAUGACGGAGCCCAAGCCUGGUCAUGAGUGCAGGCGGGACCCACUGCUUUCUGUGAUCACUGAGUCAUAUCCCGCUGCAUUGUGCCUCACAAGGAGCCAGGAUGGGAGCCGCACCCCUCUGCAGGGCUCAGGCGGUGCACAAGCCCCUCUGUCCGCCUCCUGAAGAACCAGCCAUCCGGGACUCUGGGCCCAGGCUGUCCUUUUCUUUCUGCUGUCCCCAGCCAAGCUCUCAUUACCCCUCCCCAUCAUAGCUACUACCUCUCCCAGAAGAUCGAGCCGCCCUCUCCUCAGGAAACGAGGCACAGGCACACAGUGAGGACAGCAUCUCGUCAGCAGCAGCCUUUAAGGAUUCCUGAGCAGGUGCCCCUCUCAGCAGGUCCCCUCGGCUCCUUCCCAGCAGCUCAGUUUGGUUUCUGUUGUUUCACCUCUCUCCAUUCUGCACACACUUCACCUUGUCUCUCGAAUGCUGGAGGCAUAAGCUCGCUUUCCUUCUCCAGGAGUACAGGAACCCAGGUGAUGACAAUUCCCAGCUCCAGCGGGCGGGCGUUCUUUAAAUCUGUGGCUGCAGCCUGGUGCGGUACAGUGGUCCUUCCCAGUGCCUGAAAAUCUCCGGGGAUUUUCUGAGUGAUAGACGGUGCCUGCUGUCCUAGAGCGGGGACUCAUCUAGAUCCACGGACAGCUUCCGGUUGGGUGCUGAUCCCCAGAAAGACCAUCCGAGUGAAAUUCCAGGGUUGCUCCUUGGGCCAGCCUGGCCUCAAGGCAAGAGAGGUGGCCCAGAGACGGUGGGGUUCAGUCAGGUGACCACCAAGUGUUGCAUUCCUGCCCACACAAUGAAACACCAGUAAAACUCUGAUGCCAGAGCUGAGCUAAGCCUCCUGGUUGGCAGCUUUGGUUGUGCCAGGAGGGGCAUGUGCCCAGAUCCCAAAUGUCCCUUCCAGACCUCACCCAUGUGCAACCUGUGCCACUUAGCAUUGACUGUCCACCCAACUGCACUGACCUCACCUAGGGUUUAGCUCUGUUGUGCGGAAUGUGUCCUCCGGAGGAGCAGCAGCUGGAGUGGUCAGGAGGGCUUAGCUCAGGGGCUGUCUGUGCCCCUGGCUCCUUCCUGUCAGUCUCUUUCCCCGCUCCCAGCUUCCCACGAGCUGCUUCCCGUGACCACACCUUCCACCAUGUUUCUAUCUUGGAGCUGACCUCUGAAACAUACGCUGAUAAAGCUCUCCUGCAAAUUGGAAUUCUGACAGUUGGGGAUUUUGUCUCAGCAACAGGAAAGCCUAUACCUACGCUUUAUGACAAAAAGGUAUUCCUAAGUAUUACACUCCCCUAACUGCUGUUAGUCUUUCCAACCUCUGACCAAAGCUGAAGAGGUCCACAGGAACCUCCUAGACUGCGGGCGGCCUGGGGACCCCACAGGUGGUUGGCAUCGGCAGCAAGGGUAGUCUUGGGGGUGACAGCACUGCCGGUGGAUCUGGUGUCACAGUUACCUUCACUGGGGUGGAAACAGAAGAGCUGUUAUUACGAGUGAUUUUCCAACUUCUGUUAGAUAUCUUGAAACACUGGAACGUGCGUCUAGCCCUUCUUGCUGGCAUCUCGGCUGAGCACCUGGCUCCUGUGUGGCCAGGUCAGGCAGGUGGUGUCCAGGCGUCCCCACCGCCUGGGCUCUGAACACUGGCACGCUCAUCACUGAGUCCCAGUGAGACACCGCAGAGUGGCUGAGCGAGUACUUAGAACCUUGGACAGCUUUGGACACUGCUGGCGCAUUCGGGCACAGAAGGAAAUGCGAAGAUACCAGACAGCGAGGACUUGGGGAGGGAGGACCCUUUACCACAGACAGCAGGAGGAGCCUAAUUUAGGAAGUAGAACUUCAGCUGGUAGGAGGAGCAGAUGGGCUAUGAAUUUAGAGUUAAAAGCGUGAGCCUAGAAUCAAGCAGAUGGGUUUGCAUUUUCUGUGGCCUGCUAUCUCCGAAGCUUUGAGUUAAACCUCUCUGAGCCUCGGUUUCCUCAUCCGGAAGCUGGAACAGCAGUGGUCCCAACCUUACUAGAUGCUGAAGAAACCAAAGGAGAUAGCCCCAGACGUGUGUAAGGACAGGCGCACAGGAAGUGAGCCGCUGCCACUGCUUCUCCCAGCUCACUUCCUGCCGCUGGUGCCCCUGUGCUGGCUGCAGCGGUAGAAGGGUGACGUGUGAGGCACUGCUGAGGUCCACGGGCACACACUGGCAUGACACACGCUGGAAAACACGGUCACCGGUGCGCUGUUGCAUUCGGUGUCACCGGGGUCCCCUGGCGCUGGGGAGAGGCAUCCUGAGUCAGACCUGGCUGUCACUCCCCAGAAUAGAUGCGCAGAGGCGCUCCUGGGGCACAGCCGGCCCAGACCCUCAGGAGGACGACUCAGGCGAGGUGCUUUGCCAGAUGGGGCUCUGGGGAUGCUCACGAGAGCGCUUGCCUGUCGGGUGGCCCCGUGGGUGGCUUGGGGGGCUCACCCGAGUCAGGAGCAGACCCUCAGGUCCCUGGGGCACCUGCUGGGGGUUCUUCUCUCGCGGGACUCCGCAGGGACGGGAGACCCUGGCUGGAGCAGUCCAGAGAUGUCCGAGUGACCCGAAUUCGGCCACCCCGCUUGCUUUGGCUUCUGCUACCCCUAAGCACCCCACGCUGGUGUCCACGCGGUGGCUAACCGCAGCUCUCGCCUGUCUUUCAGGUUCCUCGGCCUCCCGCUGCCGCCCCGGGCCCGGCGCUGACCCCAGGGCUCUGCCAUGAAACCACACCUGAAGCAAUGGAGGCAAUGCAUGCUCUUCGGGAUAUUUGCGUGGGGGCUCCUCUUCUUGGCGAUCUUCAUCUACUUCACCGACAGCAACCCCGCUGAGCCCGCGCCCAGCGCCCUGUCCUUCCCGGAGACUCGGAGGCUGCUGCCGGCGCAGGGCAGGCAGCGCGCCAUCAUGGGCGCCGUGGGGGGCGCAUUCCCAUGACGCCGUGCUGAGGUUUAACUCCGCUCCCACGCGUGGCUAUGAGAAGGACGUUGGAAACAAAACCACCAUCCGCAUCAUCAACUCCCAGAUUCUGACCAACCCCGGCUAUCACUUCAUUGACAGUUCUUUGUAUAAAGACGUCGUUUUGGUGGCCUGGGACCCGGCUCCCUAUUCCUCCAAUCUCUACCUGUGGUACAAGAAGCCAGAUUACAACCUGUUCACUCCGUAUAUUCAGCACCGUCAGAGAAACCCGGCUCAGCCGUUUUACAUUCUGCACCCAAAGUUUAUAUGGCAGCUGUGGGACAUUAUCCAGGAGAACACGAAGGAGAAGAUCCAGCCCAACCCGCCAUCCUCGGGGUUCAUCGGCAUCAUCAUCAUGAUGUCCCUGUGCGACGAGGUGCACGUGUACGAGUACAUCCCGUCCGUGCGGCAGACGGAGCUCUGCCACUACCACGAGCUGUACUACGACGCAGCCUGCACGCUGGGCGCCUACCACCCUCUGCUCUUCGAGAAGCUCCUGGUGCAGCGCCUCAACGUGGGCUCACAGGCCGAGCUGCACCGCAAGGGCAAGGUGGUGCUGCCCGGCUUCCGGGCGGCUCAGUGCCCCGAGCCCAGCUCCCGAGACGCACGGUCUUAGCAAGGCACCUCGGCAACCCACGUGCAGUAAGGCACUUCCUACUGCCGCCCCCGGAGUCCCAGAGAAUACUUGAAGCUAGAUCCUGGACAGUGUCGUGUGGCAUCUUGAGCUGUAAUGUAGGCGGCCAUGAGAAUUCUUCUCUCCCAAGCCAUUGAAGGUUUUUUAGUACUUUGAGUAUAGAAAUGGAAUUUUAAAUAAAACAUUCAAACAGAAGCAAGCAAAAAACAGAAAACCACAGGUCCAGUACCUCAAAAGUGCUGGCAUGCUUAGGUCAGGGCCACCUUUGUCGGGGUGGCUGGGGCUACGUGCUUCACUGAUGCUGGUGACCCAAGGGCUUCUGCCUGGAAACAUCCCCACAGAGGACAGUCAUCUUAGAGACCCUCAGUUCUCUGGGGAAUGUGCCUUGUCAAGCAGAUGCAUUGGACAGCAGAAAUCUCCGGAUGGGUUAGGCCGACGAGUUCCCAGCCUCGCAUCCCAUCUCUGCUUCCCCUGCUGGCCCAGCGCUUUGCUCCCUGGAUCAGGACCAAGUUCCUGGCCUCUUCUGGGCGGCCUUCCUGCAGGAUUUUACCAGCUGCUGCGAGCCUGACAGCUGAUUCUUCCCACUAAGUGUUUCAGAAUCCAGUCCUGCUUUUCACAGGUGUGUUUUCUGUCAGCAGCAUGACAAAGCCAUAAAAUUAAAUAAAAACGUGUGAUAGCAUUGCUCUUUAACCAGGAAGAUCCAUGCCUGUUCAGGUGGAGAGGCAGGCAGGGUGACACUCAUACCAGCCUGGUAGCGAUACUGAGGUUUAUAACCUCAAAUUCUGCUACUGCAUCAGCAAUUUAUGGUGGUGCAACAGAAACAUUUUAAAUAUCUUAAUUAAACAUGUUGUUUUCAAACCAGAACAUUUCUCAGUGGCACAGUUCAGACUUAGAGCAGUGAGGAGAGCAGUCAGUUAGAGGCAGUCUCCCUUGUAAGGCGUGUGACUGGCGGGAGAGGCUACUGUAAAGGCCGUCUUGUUUCUGGACUGGUUUGUUGCAGUGCCCUCGGGGCGGAGGCCUUCCUUGAGCAAGGACAGUUUCCUGAGACCCCAGCUUCUCCUUGGUUAUUCUCCUCCGCACUCACAGGUGCCCCCGCUCCCCCACAGAAGUGGGAGCAACUGGAAAGUCUCCUUCUGUUUAUCGAUAUUACCUAAUAAAGGUCCCCCAAGGAGUGUCCUUGCAGAGUCAGUGAGCGGGGUGGAUGGUUUUCUCUUAUGUGUUAAAUUGUCUGAGCAGAUGCCACCCCGCCCUGCUUCUCCCUGAUUUCCUGAAAGAGCUGGGCUCCAUCCUCACUGGCAUGGCAGAAACUUCCCAGCUCUGGAAGGAGGCGGCCAGGAGGGGCUCACGGGAUGCGCUGUCCUCGAAGCCAGGGAUCCUUCCAGGUCUUCCAUGCUCUGCCAUGUUAAAUACCCACGGUGUCUUCCAAGUGGACGCGCCGUCAGGCCUCCUCGAAUCUGGCACAGCCCCCUUUGGCCGAUGAGAAUUGGGUUAGCAAAUGAUUGACUGGGGUCGGUGUGGUUGUUCAAAUUCAAAGGCUCCAAAAGAGAUUUUUAAAUAGCAUUGUGUCAUAGAGCCUGCACUCACAAAGGAGUGCUUUCAGCUUCACAGUUACAAGAAAGACUGAUGAGCAUAAAGCAAAUUUGAUUAAAAUCUGUAAAUUCUUCUCGGCCUUAAAGAGUGCCGGGAGUCGAGUCGGUGGGACAUAGCAGGGUGCGGCGCACAGGUCCGCACAGCCCUGGAUGCGCGGUCUGCGGUGGGGAAGUUCAAGGCGCUCGGCCUCACAGACGCCUCUGCUGUGCGUCAGUCGCUGUGCGCGCCUCCCUGUGCUCCCUGGUCCCGAGGGGCUGCGUUUGGGCAGACGUUGGUUGACUUCUGUGUGCACAGCGCUGAGCUCCAGCAGACACGCGGCCUUCCGAGGAGUGGUCAGCAGUGAGGGACCCAGCUCCUCCACACCUCUGCUUCUCCGGGACACGCUGUCCAGUGGGGAGAGGUGCUGAGGACACCCUCGCCUCCCUUGUGAGGGCCUCGGGCCGCUCUGCACCCCAGCACCGGCCGGCAUCCCGUUCCCCUGUGGUGCAAGGUCAUUGGAGACGUUGUCUCUGUCUUGGUGGAGGUGGACCAAAGGAACCACCUGCGCUUCAGCUGACCCAUCAGGUUCUCCCACUUGUCCCUUUGGGGUGGGAGACCACGGCCAGGGCCAGCCUGGCGUCUGAGGGAUUAAGUGGGAUCCGUCUUACAUGGCGGAGAGUGUCACAAGCCCCAGUGAAUGAUCAGAGUCCUCCAGGUCCUCAGCACUGGACAGUGCAGGCUGAGGGUGCUGGUCCUCUUCUGCUUAGGGAUGACAGACAAAGGACAUGGAGUGGCUGGGGGCUGGGGGCUGGGGGCUGGGGGCAGACACCCUGCGCCCUGGGUUGUUUCCGUUCUGACCUUCUGAUGGUGCGGACUCACCCUGUGCUACACAGCGGGCGCAGUGAGCUCCUUUUGGAAACUAACGACUUGGUAGCGCACACCUGAGGUUCAGCUUGGCUUUAAUACUCUGGAUGUUUCCAUUGUGAAAUUAUUCUGCACGAUUCAGUCACCUGGGCAUUAUUUAAAUACUUGGUAAGUGAAAGGGAUUCCUCUGAUAGCUCAAGGAAAUACUGUAAAUUCUGAUUCUUGUUUUAUUAAGUGAUUGGAAUCUUUUAGUAAGAGGAAAAUAAUCCAGUCUAUUCUGUACAAGUUUAGGUUACUGAAAUUUGAAGAAUUCAAGACAUUGAUAUAGUAAGAUUCUUACUCUUAGUAUAAAAGUGUGCAUGUAGAUAUAGUUAUAUAAUUGUAUAUAUACGUAUCUACACACAUGGUUGGUUUUAUAUCGUCUUUUUCAUUAACUUUUAUGAUGUAACCUUUACAGUAAAAUUUUUAAAUUAUGCAAACACUAAUUUUUUAAGAGAAAGAAACAAAUGUUACACAUCCUUCUAUUAAAAAUGUGGCUUUGCACUCCCUCCAUACACAUUCUACCCUUAACUAUGGUAAACGAAAAGCCUAACAGAAAUAUUUUAAAGGCCCUAUGAAGGUAGGAUCACUACCUAACAUUGGAUCUUCAUAGAACCCUGAUUGUAACUCUGAACUCCAGUUUAUCACUAGCUCGUGGCUUUUAUAAGAUUGGGGGAAGAAACAUUUAUUGGUUCUGUGGAAAAUAGCCUAAUUGCGUAAAUGCGUUGGUGUGAUAAAGUCUAGCAUUUAUAACAUGCAUCCUGUUUUGCUCUGGAUAAAAUACUUACAAAAUCCUUCCAGUGGAAACCAGUGAACUUUUGUAACAGCUUUAGGAAUUUUUUUGUAUGAUAAUUUUUAAACUGAAAUGUGUACCCUUCCAUUUAAUUAAGGCUUAAGGUUUUCCAGAAGUUGCAUUUUAGAAGUGUUUGUACACAUUUUAACACUUUGGUAUUUUCUAUUUUGGUUUUGUAUAUUUUUAUGUGUACACAGUGUACAGGCUUUUCUUGUAAAUAAACAUGUUUUCAUUUGUGUA